AUAAUGAUCCCUCGUACUCGCAAGCCUUGUAUAAUGAUUACUUUGACCAUUUAAUUCUUGAGUUCUUAAGACCAAAUUUUCCGCCAAUCAUAAACGUGGAGGAAUAUGUCAAUGAAAAUGAAAAAUUUAAAAAAAUCAAAGAUAUGAGUAAAAUGAACAAGGGGAAUGGUUUUAUGGUAUACCGAAAAAAUCUCAAUAAACAUCUGGAAACAUUAGGAGAACGUAUUUCUAUGCAGCAACUUUCUCCCUUAGCAGGAAUAGUGAACCAGAAAAUGUAAAAGAUCACUACAAAAGUCUUUCAGAAGAAAUAAAAAAAUUACAUAAUAAUCGAGUAGAGAACUAUAUAAAUCGUAAACGUUCAUCAGAAGAUGAUUAUGGAGAGAUGAGCAGUAAAAAAAUUAAGGAUAUGACUACAAGGAAUGGAGGUAAUGCCUUUAUUAUUUUUAGAAAACAACUUAAUGAACAUUUAAGAUCAUUAGGAUAUAACCUCAAUAUGCAGGAACACUCAAAGAUUGCUAGUUAUAUUUGGAGUAAACAAUCAAUGGAAGUGAAAAGCCAUUUUAAAGAACAUACGGUUCAAAUGAAAAAAAUGCUCAAUGAUCAAUUAAAGCAAUUGUUUUGUAAAUCAAACAAUGAUAAUGGGACCGAUCAUUGAUAACGGCUUCUAAAAUCAGACAAUGAUGCGCAAUGAUGCUCACGACCAUUAUAAUAAAAUCUCCAAUUAUUAACUGAAAUCGGACACGAGGCUAAAAUCAAUCGAUGAGAAUUCAAUCGAUGAGAAUUUUUUCUUAAUUUUUAUGUUUAAUAUAUUUACUUAUUUCGAUUUCUUAUUAUGUACAUAAUUUAUAUUUGGUGUUUACAUAGUAUUAAGAUUUUUUUUUUUUGUUCAAUUUUUUGUUCAAUAAAUACAAA
Molecule: messenger RNA, 912 nt
Organism: Rhizophagus irregularis DAOM 181602=DAOM 197198
Lineage: Eukaryota; Fungi; Glomeromycota; Glomeromycetes; Glomerales; Glomeraceae
Source: RefSeq, a predicted model, not a curated record